This is a messenger RNA of Psilocybe cubensis, 1296 nucleotides long. Its product is annotated as putative zinc metalloprotease. Gene Ontology annotation, biological process: proteolysis. Lineage: Eukaryota; Fungi; Basidiomycota; Agaricomycetes; Agaricales; Agrocybaceae. The transcript has 3 exons. The coding region runs from base 1 to 1296 and encodes 431 amino acids. The record is from RefSeq and is a predicted model, not a curated record. Gene Ontology annotation, molecular function: protein binding; metalloexopeptidase activity.
AUGCGUCCAGGAAACGUACUGGUGCCACAAGCGCCUGAUCCUGAACUAGUCCAAAUCCUCAGCAAAGUCGACCCAAACCGCGUCAAAGCGAUAAUCGAGAAACUAGUAAGCUUCGGCACACGACACACUUUAUCCAAUCAAACGGACCCCGUCCGCGGUAUAGGCGCGGCCAGAGACUGGAUCGCAUCCGAAAUGCGCUCAUUUGCUGCUGCUUCUAACGGGCGAAUGACAGUAUCGGUGCCAAGCUACGUUCAACAGCCAACCUCACGCAUCCCAAACGCCACUGUAAUUAGCAAUAUCGUCGCAACACUCAAAGGUUCCACUGAGCCUAACCGUGUAUAUGUCAUCUCUGGCCAUUAUGAUUCUCGAGUGACUGACAUCUUGAAUUUCACGGACGACGCACCUGGCGCAGACGACGAUGGUUCUGGUGUUGCGGUUUCGAUGGAACUAGCUCGAGUGAUGGCGACCCACCAGCCAGCCGCAACGAUUAUGUUUGCGGUCGUUGCAGGAGAAGAACAAGGUCUUUUCGGAUCCAACUUUAUGGCCACCACAUUGGCCCAAAAUGGUGUGGAUGUCCAAGGAAUGUUCGACAACGACAUCGUAGGAAGUUCAACAGCUGAUGACGGCACCGUUGAUAAGACGGACAUCCGCAUGUUCGUUUCAGGCCUUCCUCAAAACAAUACCGCCCAACAAAAUCUGAACCUCGCAGCGAUCGGAGGAGAAAAUGACUCGCCAUCGCAUCAGCUAGGCCGGUUCGUUGCUGAAGUUGCGCAAAAUGUUGUGACCCAAUUGAAUGUGCGCACCAUCUAUCGCCCAGAUCGUUACUUACGUGGCGGAGAUCAUGAGUCAUUCCUCCAGCAAGGAUUCCCAGCAGUUCGCUUCACAGAACCCCAUGAGAAUUUCGCACAUCAACACCAGGAUGUCAGAGUGGUCAACGGGGUCCAAUUCGGUGACCUCGCCGAGUUUGUCGACUUCGACUUCACUGCUCGGGUGGCAAAGGUCAAUGGCGCAGGACUGUGGUCGCUCGCACAAGCACCAGGCACUCCUAAGAACGUGUUCAUCGACGCCACGGUAUUGACAAACAAUUCGACGCUCAGAUGGACUGCAGAUCCCAACGCAGAUAGCUAUGAGAUUGUGUGGAGAGAGACAGACGAGCCUCAAUGGUCUCGCGUCAUCCCAGUGGGAAAAGUAAGCUCUGUGACUGUGAACUUGUCGAAAGACAACGUCCAAAUGGGAGUGCGGGCCGUCGGAAAGAACGGGUUCAAGAGCCCAGCCGCUUUCCCUUUCCCUGGGUAA